AUUCACUCUGACUUGUGGUUAGACCCCAUUCUUGAGCAAAAUCAUAUCCAAAAUGCUCUACAGUUUCCUUCCCCUCUUUUUAACCAUAAAGAUUAACCCAUAACUUCUAAGUAGCACCAGUAUAUAAAGGGAAUCCCCCAUAUUAUUUGUCAGAAAAAAACACGAAGAAAAUGGGGGAGCAAAUGGAGGAAUUAAACCAGGAAACACAGGUUUCCUCAAGAAAGAAAGGAGGUUUAGUCACUAUGCCUUUCAUCAUAGCAAAUGAGGCAUUUGAGAAGGUGGCUAGCUAUGGUUUAGUCCCAAAUAUGAUAUUCUACUUGAUGACGGACUACAAGAUUAGUGUCGCAAAAGGCACAAACAUACUCUUUCUUUGGACUGCUGCUUCCAAUUUUGCCCCUGUUUUGGGUGCAUUUCUUUCAGAUUCAUAUUUGGGUCGAUUUCUCACCAUUGGUUUGGGUUCUUGCUUCUCCUUUCUGGGGAUGCUCUUGUUGUGGAUAACAACAAUGGUCCCACAUUUAAAGCCACCGAUUUGUAAUCAAUUCACCGAAACCUGCAAACAAGCGACACAUUCUCAAUUCGCGUUCUUGAUCUUCGCUUUCGUCUUCAUAUCCUUGGGAUCCGGAGGUGUUCGACCAUGUUCUUUAGCAUUUGGUGCUGAACAAAUCGACGAUAAACACAAUCCCAAAAACGAAAGAGCAUUAGAAAGCUUUUUCGGAUGGUAUUACGCUGCAGGAGCGAUCGCUGUUCUUAUUGCUUUCACGGGUAUUGUUUAUAUUCAAGAACAUGCUGGAUGGAAGGUGGGUUUUGGGGUUCCUUUAAUUCUCAUGUUCUUAUCGACACUCUUGUUCUUUGUUGCUUCUUCACUAUACGUCAAGAUGAAAGUUAAAAAGAGCUUAUUCACUAGCUUUUUACAAGUCAUUGUUGUCGCUUAUAAGAACAGAAAACUACCUUCUCAGCCUCCAAAUUCCGAUUCGUGGCAAUAUCACAAAGAUUCUCCUGAAUCUCUACCCACCAAGAGAUUAAGGUUCUUGAACAAAGCGUGCGUCGUUCAAAACCCAAAAGAUUUAACAUCAGAUGGAGUUGCUUUAGACCCAUGGAGUUUAUGCACAGUAGAGCAAACCGAAGAACUCAAAGCUCUAAUCAGAGUCAUACCAUUGUGGUCUUCAGGUCUCAUGAUGUCAAUAAACGUCGCUCAAUCUUCAUUUCCAGUAAUCCAAGCAAGCACCAUGGAUCGACAUAUGGGAUCAAGCUUCCAAAUUCCCGCAGGUUCUUUUGCUUUCUUCACAAUCGCAGUUCUAGCACUUUGGGUUAUAUUAUACGAUCGUGUUAUAAUCCCAUUGGCUACAAAAAUCCGAGGGAAACAAGUCCAUCUUGGCGUCAAAUUAAGAAUGGGUAUUGGUCUGGUUAUCUCAACCAUAGCCAUGGUGGUUUCCGCCAUUGUUGAACAUGCUAGAAGAAAGAAAGCAAUCGAACAAGGUCUAUACAACAACCCUCAAGCUGUAGUUGCCAUGUCAGCAAUGUGGUUGGUCCCACAAUACUGUCUCCAUGGAUUAGCCGAAGCUUUUAGUGCCAUUGGGCAGAAUGAGUUUUACUAUUCGGAGUUUCCUAAAAGCAUGUCAAGUGUCGCAGCUUCUCUUUUCUUGUUAGGAAUGGCUGUCGCUAAUUUGCUGGCGAGUUUUAUUCUAAACACUGUUCAAAGACUUACGCGAGGUGGUGGAAAAGAAGGGUGGAUCACGACUAAUAUUAACCAUGGGCGUUAUGAUAGUUACUAUUGGGUUCUUGCUGUUAUGAGCUUUGUGAAUCUUUUCUAUUUCUUGGCUUGUAGUUGGGCUUAUGGUCCUUGUGCUGAUGAAAUGGUGAAAGAGGAGGCUACGAGUAAUAGUAGUAAAGACCCUAAUGAAGAGUUACAAAGAGCAAGAUCUGUAGUGGAUGAAAGACAAAAUCUUUUCUCUAGUUUGCCAUCAUAAUCGACCUCUUGCAAAAUCUUGCAAAUAUUAGGUGUUUUUCAAGAAAAGUUCAUGUUAUGGUGGUAAACGUGAUCUUGUUUAUUAGAAUAUAUGAUGAUGGAUCUAAAACCCGAAUGAAAGAAGAAAAAAGAGGGUGUUGGGGAACUAAGAAACUGAUCCAAUGGCUCUUGAAGUUGCAACGAUGGCGACAUGGGGUGUUGUUUAGUUUCGUUCCGUUUGGUUUGAUGCUUGAAGAUAAGAUGUUCGAAGAGCUAUUGUUUGUGGUGUUGAUAGAUGUGGUUUUGUUUAGUUUUGUAUUAUGGAUAUUGUAAUAGGUUUAUAUGUUGGAAUGAACUCGAAAAUAUACUUGUAAACAUAAAUAUUAUGCGUGUUUUAAGA
This is a messenger RNA of Lactuca sativa (garden lettuce), 2345 nucleotides long. Its product is annotated as protein NRT1/ PTR FAMILY 1.2. Gene Ontology annotation, biological process: oligopeptide transport; transmembrane transport. NCBI's taxonomy places the organism in Eukaryota, Viridiplantae, Streptophyta, Magnoliopsida, Asterales, Asteraceae. Gene Ontology annotation, molecular function: transmembrane transporter activity. The record is from RefSeq and is a predicted model, not a curated record. Gene Ontology annotation, cellular component: membrane.